AUGACGAGUAGUGCCGCUUGCGCUCUCUCCGGCACCCUCAUCAUCGCUGGAGGCUGGCUCGGCGUCAUGUGGGUCGGCCUCAUCACGCUCGCCUUGCACCUCCAGAUCUGCUGGAACGUCGCCGUCGGCCCCGUCUUCACCCGCGCCACUCUCGUCGCCGGCUGGUCCGUGCCCGCCGUCGCCGUCGGCCUCGCGCUCAAGUUCUGCGGCGUUUCCUUCCGCCUCGCUGCCGGCUGUCACGUCAACGCCGCCAACAGCCUCCCCGUCCUCUGGGUGCCGCUGCUGCUCGUCGCUGCCCUCACCCUCAUCGUCCAGCUCGCCACCUUUGCCUACUGCGGCCGCGUCUACUUGGCCACGCUGCGCGCGCCGUCAGUUUCGCCGCCGCUGCCGCACUCCGCGCGCCGGCCCCUCUCGCCCAAGGACACCUACCACCACGUGCGCCGUCUCGUCCAGCUGCAAUGGCGCGCCAUCCUCAUUGUCUCCAUCAUCGUCGCCGACAUCGUCUUCUUCGCCGUCGUCUUCCUCGCCAUGAACCGCCUCGAGGCCGCCCUCGCCGCCGCCCACGAGACCGUGCGGCCCUGGCUCGUCUGUCUCAUCGCCACCUCUGGCCGCGGCGAGGCCUGUUCCGCCAUCCUCCAGUCCCUGCGGCCCAACGAGUCCACCCUCAUCUCCGUCCUCGCCCUACUCUCCGUCGAACGGUUUCUGGUGUCUGUUGCUCUUGGGCCGUGCGUCGAUGCUCGUCGACUGGUGGCAUCUCCUCUCGCAUCGCCGCCCUCAGCCCGUCCCCGCGCCUUUCUCUGCCGACCCACACCUCUAUGCGGCCCAAGCGCCAUCCUUCGAAUUGAUCGCCGCCCUACCUCAUCCCGGAAAGCUCUCAUCCGCCUCGCUCUUGCCGUCGCCGCCCGAACCCGCCCAUCACCAGCACCAGCACGCUCUCCUGAUUCCCCACUUGCCAUGAGUCUCUCCUACAUGGCCACCUGUAAUGAGAAGAGAAUCUUCGACGUGCCUAGAGACGCUGAAGGUGCGAAGAAUGUAGAGAGGCGGGACCAGGUCAAUUGUAUCAAAUGUAUUCUACUGCAAACAGCCAGCCUCCUCCAAAUCCGUUUGUACAGAGUCCAGAGUGCAGCGCACCUAAAGUAUCGACAAACUGCUAGUCUUAGUUGA
Blumeria graminis f. sp. triticale is the source of this 1164-nucleotide messenger RNA. NCBI's taxonomy places the organism in Eukaryota, Fungi, Ascomycota, Leotiomycetes, Helotiales, Erysiphaceae. The record is from the annotation of a GenBank genome assembly.